Austrofundulus limnaeus is the source of this 1212-nucleotide messenger RNA. Its product is annotated as dual specificity protein phosphatase 16. Gene Ontology annotation, biological process: negative regulation of MAPK cascade; peptidyl-tyrosine dephosphorylation. The record is from RefSeq and is a predicted model, not a curated record. The transcript is spliced from 5 exons. Gene Ontology annotation, cellular component: cytoplasm. NCBI's taxonomy places the organism in Eukaryota, Metazoa, Chordata, Actinopteri, Cyprinodontiformes, Rivulidae. Gene Ontology annotation, molecular function: MAP kinase tyrosine/serine/threonine phosphatase activity; MAP kinase tyrosine phosphatase activity; protein tyrosine/threonine phosphatase activity. The coding region runs from base 179 to 1195 and encodes 338 amino acids.
AGAUGGAAGUCCUGCGGGCGGAGCGCUGAUUGGUUGAAGAUGACAUCAUCCUUUACUGCUGUGCAAAGAGGAUGAGCUCAUCGUUGAGCACCGGGGCAGUUCGACUCUGAGGCGGACAGAAGCUCRGAACCGGAUCGGAACCUCCUGCAAGAUCAAGACUUCCAGAAGGAUCACCACGAUGGUCUGGUCCCGGGACGGAGAUGCAGAUCGACCCCCGCUGUCAGUCAUCCUCCCGCGGCUCUACCUCGGAGCGGAGAGCGACGUGACGCAGGACCGGCUGGCCUCUCUGGGUAUUUCCUAUGUUCUGAGUGUGAGUCGCAGCAGCCCCCAGCCUUCCUUCUUGCCCUGCUCCAGAUACCUCCGGAUCCCCAUCGAUGACUCCCUGUGGGAUGACCUGCUGCCAUGGAUCCCACAGGCUCUGCAUUUCAUAGAUACAGCCAUGUCUUCAGGAGCCUCUGUGUUGGUGCACUGUGCAGCAGGAAUUUCUCGCUCGCCGGCGCUGGCAGUGGCCUACAUCAUGUACAACCUAGAAAUGGACCUGGACCAUGCCUACAAGUUUGUGAAAGAGCGCCGGCCCUCCAUUUCCCCAAACUUCAACUUCCUCGGUCAGCUGCAGCAAUUUCAGGGGACAUUGAGUCAGAAGACGUCUGGUUGGGAUGUCUUCUCUCAGCAGCAGGACAAACACCGUCCAUCUGACAUGUCACACACUGAGGACACAACACCGCAGACAGACUCCCCGUCACAUGAGAGCCAGAACAUGUGUUCAAACCAGCGGUGCAGCCAGAAACCAGCUGCUGUCCCCUGUGAGUCCUCCACACCUGCAGCAAAACUCACACAACUACAACCCUCAGCAGGUUCGGCUUCUCUGCUGGAGAAACGCAAAAGCCUCACUCUCUCUUUGACGCCCUUGGGAUUGAGCCCCCCCUCCUCAAAGAGCCGACAGUUAGGAGGAAGUCCUGCACCGACCACUGUCUCCGUKCUCAGCUGGGACACAAGAGGACAACCCAAGACAAAGACACAGAGCAGCAGCGCCCCCUGCAGGCCAGCASAGGUGCCGCACAGGGAGCAGGGCCUGCUGUCUCCUAUCAGUGUCACGCUGAACAAACUUUUAGACUGGGGGGAGAGGGUCCUGCUGGGGGGAGUGUUUGUCCAUCCGGUGAAGGUGGGACAGCCGGUGCUGCCAUACAGGUGCUGAGAGAUGGGGGAGGGGCU